Molecule: messenger RNA, 942 nt
Organism: Myotis lucifugus (little brown bat)
Lineage: Eukaryota; Metazoa; Chordata; Mammalia; Chiroptera; Vespertilionidae
Product: beta-1,3-galactosyltransferase 5
Exons: 1
Coding region: 7-942 (311 amino acids)
Cellular component (GO): membrane
Molecular function (GO): N-acetyl-beta-D-glucosaminide beta-(1,3)-galactosyltransferase activity
Source: RefSeq, a predicted model, not a curated record
UUUCAGAUGGCCUCGGCGAAGCUGAGGUGGCUGUACAUGGCGCUGGUGGUGCUGGGCGCCCUCUGCUUGUACUUCAGCAUGCACGACCUGGCCCUGUUUAGAGGAGGCCCAUUAAUUUUCAAGAAGGACAGCGGGAGGUUCCUCCAGCUCCCCGCCGUGGACUGCCGGCGGGACCCCCCCUUCCUGGUCCUGCUGGUGACGUCCUCCCAUGAGCAGCUGUCUGCGCGCACGGCCAUCCGGAAGACGUGGGGCAGGGAGAGGGUCGUGCAUGGGAAACGGACCGAGACGUUCUUCCUCCUGGGCACCACCCCCAGCGAGGCCGCGGCCCGCGCGGUGGCCCAGGAGGGCCGGCGGCACGGCGACAUCAUCCAGAAGGACUUCCUGGACGUGUACCUGAACUUGACCCUGAAGACCAUGAUGGGCAUCGAGUGGGUCCACCACUUCUGCCCGCAGGCGGCCUUCGUGAUGAAGACGGACUCCGACAUGUUCGUGAACGUCUCCUACCUGGUGGAGCUGCUGCUGCGGAAGAACCGCACGGCCCGGUUCGUCACCGGCUUCCUGAAGAUGCACGAUCUCCCCAUCCGCCAUAAGCACAGCAAGUGGUUCGUCAGCAGGUACGAGUACCCGUGGGACAAGUACCCGCCCUUCUGCUCGGGCACCGCCUACGUGUUCUCGGGUGACGUGGCCAGCCAGGUGUACAACGUCUCGGAGAGCAUCCCCUUCCUCAAGCUGGAGGACGUGUUCGUGGGGCUCUGCCUGGCCAAGCUGCGCAUCGGCCUGGAGGAGCUGCACUCCGAGCAGACCUUCUUCCCGGGCGGCCUGAGCUUCUCCAUCUGCCGCUUCCGGAGGAUCGUGGCCUGUCACCACGUGCAGCCCCAGAAGAUGCUGAUCUACUGGAAGGCCCUGGAGGACUCCGAGGGAGAGGCGUGUCCAGCCGAGUGA